AUGAACCAGCUCAACAACACACAAACUCCUAAAUCAAAGGCAAUGCAGGCAGACCCCUCGCACAGGCAUCGGCUGCCUCCUCACCAGCCCGCCCGGCGGAGCAAACGCUGCGAGCUCAGCGCUGCCUUCCCACCCAUCUGUGCGCCCAUGCCUGCUGCUGACAGCUCCAUAUUACGUUUCACAGGGCUGCUGCUGAACGCGUGCUCAUACAGUAACACACGCACAACCCUCCCUGUGUCACCUCGCUGCCGAGCCCGUCUGCAUCGCUUCCUGCCAGCGCUCGGCACCCUCAGAGCAGCGGCUGAGAAAGUGAGCAAACGUCCUCGUGCCGAGGUUGGGCAGCUCAUGGGCGAGCGAGACGUGCUGAGUCGCAACGCUGCUGCCGCCACCGAAACGCAGCAUGGGCUGGGACAUCCCGCUGCCGCACAGAUCAUCAGUACGGCUGCUCAGCCAGAGGAAGCAGCCCAAACUGCAGGUCUAAAACAUCCCAGGCUUGGAGGUAAGAACAUGACUGCCACAGAAAUGAAGAGAAAUCAGGGGAAUGAUGAGCUGCCAUGUCUUAGUAAUUAUGCUCCGUGGAAAGAGUGUUUUUAUGAAAAGGUGCAGCAGAGGUGUCUGAGUCUGCAGAAGGCAAAGGUGAAGACAGUUCGCGCACAAAAGGCAGAAGAAGAAAAGGUAAAGAAGAGAGAACCCUGUGACUGGCUGUCCAAAGAGUGGUUCAGUGAAGAGAAAGAGUCACUAGAUACUCGCAUCUAUUUGCUUGACAAACUCCUACCUACAUUAGUCCCAGGAAUGGAAAAACUGUUAAUGGAAGUGGAAAGAAAGAAUGUGCUUGCACCAGACAAAGAACCAAACAAAUUUAACCCCAUUAAUUUUCUUGGAGAAUAUCUGAUGAGACAUAACCCUCGGUACUGUAUUUCUACAAAACCAGGCCCGUACCUGAGAGGAAUGAAGAUGGUCACGGAGGAGCUAAAAACUGAGAUGCCAGGUACAACAUCAGAAAGGCUGGCCAGGAUGAAGUCUGAGGCAAAGAACAAACGAAAGGAAAGGGAGCAGGUGGACAAUAUGAAGUCUCAGGUGAAAGAGAUGAGAAAGGAGGCCCUGGCAAUUCAGUUCAAGGAGUGGGCAGUGGAUGUCAGUGGCAGAAUACCAUUUGCACUGGUUCAGAGUGCUCUGAGGUCUUUUCCCGAUGUCAUUGCUUCUACUCCCAUAGAUGUGAGAAAAGCAAUCUAUGACAGGAAGCUGGAAACCGUAGACACGUUGGAAAAAAAAGUAAACAUAGAUGAAUUCACAGAGUAUGUCCAUUCCUACACUGAACAUUUUUCAAACGACAUGUUCCAAGAAAUCCUGAAGCAUCUCUGUCAGUGUGCUGAUGACUUCCAAGAAGCAAUAAGACAUGAUAUGCGGAGGCAAAUGUUUACUGAUCUCUUCCUAGAUUGUGAUUAUGGAAAGGUUGGCCUCUUAGAUAGACAAAAAAUACUUGCCCUACUGGUAGACUUCUAUGACAGAAGCCCUGUGAUUGCUAAGAGGGGAUUCUGUAACCCAAGACAGUGGCCAAUAAUGGAGCUGCAAGAGAUUGAGCUUGCGGAUUUAUGGGGAGGCCUUGAUGACCAGGAAGCUUGUGAGGAAUUCAGUGAAAAGUUAGUCUUGUCUCAAACAGGAAUUUCUGAGGGAGAGAUUUUAGCAUAUGAACCUGUAGGUGAUAAUAGACAAGGCACUUAUAGAACGAGAACUAGCGUCAGAGAAGGUCUUUUUGAACAAAUGGGCAUGAGUGAAGCUGAGACUGGAGGAAUUUCUAAGGGAGAAAACCAAGCAGCAGAAUCAAGUGAUGCUGAAGAUGCUCCAGUUGCAGAGGUUGUGAAAGAAACUCCUGCAAGAAAAGAGAGUUUUUCUACGCAGCACGGCAGCCAGGUUGGCCAACAGACAAGCUCAGAGACAAGACUGCAGGAUAAGGACCUUCUGCAAGACCAAGAUAAAGGUCCAGCACACUCAGACAGACAGGAUUCUCCAGCUGAAGCUAGCCAGGAGUUUGAAGUGCCAUGGCCAGGUGACCUUCUGACUUCUGACCUAAGUUGCAGGUAUAGCAGCUACGGAGAGAGAAUUCCAGAGGACUGGAAUUGUGAAAACACUAGAUUUCCAGACUUACGUCCCAUCAUGGCAGAGAUUCAGAACCGUUGGGCUUCUCGUACUAGGAGUGCCUUUGAUGAAAGCUGUCUCAACCUGCCACAGUUUGUACAGCUCAUGGAGACAUUUGUUGGUGAAGACAUUUCUCUGCCUACUGUGAAGAGGCUUAUUGCAUUUAUCAAAGAAGAAUACAAACAGACAGAAGAGGAAAAAAUGGAACAACUAGAAAAAGUUCACCACAUCUCUCGCUUGGCCCAACGGAAACUGCUGCUGGAGGCACUUUUCGAAAAGUGGGACGACAAUGCAUCCGGGUUUCUGGACCUGGAAGAGGUGGAUGCUGUUCUAAGCACAUUCAAGGAAGGGAUGGAAAAAGAGGCCUUGAGGAAGGCAAAGAAACACCUUUGCUCCCGUUACCCACAGCUCAGCAGAGUGGGGAAGCUAUCCCCAAAGGCAUUCCAGACUUUCCUUGAGUUAGUUGCUUCUGAGUUCACCGGCGAUGUGGAUGAAGCUAUUGAUAACUUGGUGGAAUUUCUGACCACAAGUGUGGAACGAAGUCGCAUGAAGUGCUUGCAAAGCUUAACCAGGAGGAAAUGGCUGCACAAUAUCCAGCAAGCAGCUGAGACCAGCGGAGCAAGCAUGGAACCGGUUUACAAAGCCGUGUUUAAGGCCCUCUCCCAGGAUGCAGAGGCCCACGGGGAUAACAAGAAGAUCAGUGCAUAUAUUGCCCUUUUGGAAGAGAACCAGCUCUCACCAGAGCGGGGACAGAUUCUCCUACACUAUGUGGCAUGUACCACAGAUGAUGCUCCAUAUGUUCUAAACCAGAUACUUUACAAAGACAUGAAAGGAGUAAGCUUUGCAGCUGUUGAAGAGGGAAAGCCGAUCCAUAUUCCAAGAGUUCAGCUCCACAGAAAUAUCCACUUCUGGAACUACGACCGCCCAGUGGAGGAGAGAAGAGGUUCGCUCCUGGUACUGCCAUUGCACGAUGCUCGCUGGAGAGUCUUUGGCAUUCUAGGACUUGACACUCUUCGGGACCAGUGUGAGAAAACCAUCUUUCUGACCCAUGAGAUCAGUUUCUAUCAGGGAGUUUCUCAGGCGUUCAGCAAAGCCUACCACCAUGUCUGCAGACUGGAAAAUAUUCUACAAAUGGCUGUUACUGCUCUGGACUGGUUGUAUCCCAGGGCACCCAGCGUCCACACUGUUAUUACAUACCUGGUGGAGCCUGGCAAAGACAAGACAUGUGACUACGCUCUGCGCAAGGUGAUUACUACAGAUAAUACAGGACAAAAAGAAAUCCAUAGCUCUCCUGUUCUUCUCCUCAGAAAAGAAAACCUCUUAAGAGUUUACCUAUUUAAGUGCAUAGACAGUUCAGGGGUCAUGCGCACUUCUGUCUGUGGAGAAUACCACAUUGCAGUACCUCUCCGUGACCUAUCAGGACAAGCUCUUGGGAUAUUUGAUAUCAGCAUCGGACACCGCCAGAAAUUACCACCUCAUGAACACAAAGACCUGCAGAAAAUGCUAAAGAUGGCCCAAGCUGCCUGCUCUGAGAUACUGAAGAUGUCUUUAGAGGAAACAGAACCAACCUAUGUACUGGAGGCAGAACACGUGGCGAAUUUGAGGCAUGCAGGGAUUCUGUUCCACCAGUUCAUGCUGCAGGACCUGCGUGAGUGUGUCCAGAAACUCGAUGCUGAGAGCUUUGCUGAAAUAAAGAGCUAUGCAGAACCGCCAGCUCUGGUACAUAACAUAGUUAAGGCUGUGCUGUUGCUUUUCCAUCCAAACUGGAAGGGCUCAGAGAAGACUGAGAACUGGAGUCAGUGUAUACUGAAACUUGAUGACAAUUUGAUUCAGGAGAUUUAUUGCUUUGAUCCAACUGCUGCAUCUGUGCAAGUUCAAGCAGAGCUGCUGCUGGACUGCAUCACUGGUGUACCUAGAGCGGCGGUGUGGCAGCACGGCUCAGUUCCAGCCGAGUACCUGUACAACUGGGUACACACCUGCCUGUCACUAGCAGAGAUCACAAUCGGCAACAAGCGACGUCUCCAGUGCAGCUGCCGCCUCCCGCCCCCCGAGCACCGGCCUGCGCUCCGCCCGCCGCGGUUUGCUUCUCGGCUCCCCGCGGCGGGGUCGGAGGGAGCUGUUGGGGGGCGGGUUCAGAGCACACGGAAGCAAAUAGUUCGUCACAAUGAUGACGUAGUACCUACGGCAUCGUGGAGUUCCCCAGCUGAACGCUACCCGCUGUGA
Aptenodytes forsteri (emperor penguin) is the source of this 4359-nucleotide messenger RNA. RefSeq names its product EF-hand calcium binding domain 5 (gene EFCAB5). Bases 1 to 4359 code for a protein of 1452 amino acids. The transcript is spliced from 24 exons. Gene Ontology annotation, molecular function: calcium ion binding. Lineage: Eukaryota; Metazoa; Chordata; Aves; Sphenisciformes; Spheniscidae. The record is from RefSeq and is a predicted model, not a curated record.